AUGGCGUCACCACAGGGAGGCUACCCUCCUCAGGAGGGUUACGGGCAGGCGCCAGCUCAGCCUCCAGUACCUGGCCCAGCUCCAUCCGGUGCAGCUGGACAUAGAAAGAAGCGUGCUUAUGCUGGAGAGGCCUUUGACCUCGGAUCGGGAGCCAAUGCUGCUCUUGGAGGACAGCAAAAGGCUGGUGGCGACUAUCCAGCGUAUGCUGCCCAGGCCGCAGCCGCGGGCUAUGCACAACCUGGAUAUGGAGUCGAUCCUGCUGCUGCUGCUGCUGCUGCUGCUGGAUAUGCUGCACCACAACCUCCUGCUGUGGGCGGAUAUCAACCACCUGUAGCUGGAUAUCCUGGUCCUGCAACUGCUGGCGUUGCUCAAAUCACCCAGCAAUUUGGUCAAAUGGGGGUGGCUGAUCCAGUGCAGCAGGCGGUACCUCCGCAGCAAGUUCCAAGAGCUGCUCCUUUGAACCAGUUAUACCCUACUGAUCUACUGACGCAACCAUUCAACGUUGCUGAGCUUGACUAUCCUCCUCCGCCAAUCAUUCUACCACCAAAUACAAGUAUUUAUCCCUCGCCUUAUGCGAACUGCCCACCCAAGUACGUGCGUUCCACCUUGAACGCCGUCCCGACAAAUCACUCGCUCCUCAAGAAGUCGAAACUCCCCUUUGCACUUGUCAUUCAACCAUAUGCAGCACUCCACGACGCCGAAGAUCCCAUCCCCGUCAUUCCAGAUCAGGUCAUUUCUCGAUGCAGACGAUGCAGGUCAUAUAUCAACCCCUUUGUGUCGUUUUUGGAUCAGGGUCAUCGCUGGCGUUGCAACAUGUGCAACUUGACCAAUGACGUUCCUCAGUCAUUUGAUUGGGACACAGCCUUGCAAAAGCCAGCAGAUCGUUCUCAGCGUCCGGAACUGAAUCAUGCCGUGGUGGAAUUUGUUGCUCCUCAGGAAUAUAUGGUGCGACCACCACAACCAUUGGUAUACCUGUUCUUGAUCGAUGUUAGCUAUGCAUCGGUGACGAAUGGGCUUCUCGCAACGGCUGCUCGAUGCAUUAAGGAGAGCUUGGAUCGUAUUCCUAACGCUGAUCGAAGGACACGACUUGGCUUUUUGGCUGUUGACUCCAGCCUCCAUUACUUCACCAUUCCUCGGGAUGGAUCAGAGAAUUCCGCUCCUAAGAUGCUCGUCGUUAGCGACCUGGACGAGCCUUUCUUGCCUAUUCCCGGUGACCUGCUGGUUACAUUGUCUGAAUGCCGUGAGAAUAUUGAGAGUUUCUUGGACAAACUACAGGAGAUGUUCCAAAACACCCAAAACGGCGGAUGCGCUUUGGGGUCGGGUCUUCGUGCAGCUUACAAGCUGAUCUCUCAUGUUGGCGGAAAAAUCACUGUGCUGUCGUCGUCGCUUCCCAAUGUCGGCCAUGGCGCGCUUACCGUGCGAGAGGAUAAGAAGGUUCUGGGCACUAGCAAGGAAAGCAGUCUUUUGCAAACUGGUAACAGCUUCUACAAGAGUUUUGCCGUGGAGUGCUCCAAAGCUCAAGUUUCAAUUGAUAUGUUUUUGUUCUCGUCACAAUACCAGGACGUUGCCUCCCUUAGCAACCUCCCUCGCUACACCGGUGGCCAGACCUACUUCUACCCUGGAUGGAAUGCAGCCCGCACAGAAGAUGCUAUCAAGUUCGCUCGGGAGUUCUCUGAUUAUCUUUCGUCUGAGAUUGGUUUGGAAGCUGUUUUGCGCGUGCGUGCCACCACGGGUCUCCGUAUGAACACAUUCUACGGCAACUUUUUCAACCGCAGCUCAGAUCUUUGCGCAUUCCCAGCCUUCCCUCGCGAUCAAGCAUACGUUGUUGAAGUCGCGAUUGACGAGACGGUCACUAAGCCUGUUGUCUGCUUACAAACUGCUGUGCUCCACACCACUUGCAACGGCGAGAGACGCAUUCGAGUAUUGACCUUGGCGUUGCCGACUACUCAGACAUUGGCCGAUCUUUAUGCAUCAGCUGAUCAGCAGGCCAUCACUACUUACUUCAGCCACAAAGCUGUCGAGCGCGUGCUAUCGAACGGAUUGGAGCCUGCUCGCGAGGCUAUUCAGUCAAAGAUGAUAGAGCUCUUGUCGACGUACCGUAAGGAGCUUGCCGGUGGUAGUGUGGGCGGCGGUGGUCUACAGUUCCCUGCUAAUAUGCGGGCAUUGCCUGUUCUGUUCCUUGCCUUGAUCAAGAACCUCGGUCUUCGUAAGUCGGCACAGAUCCCUACGGAUAUGCGAUCGGCUGCGCUGUGUCUACUUUCGACUUUGCCACUGCCGCUUAUGAUUCAGUAUAUCUACCCGAAAAUGUAUUCUCUGCACGACAUGCCAGACGAUGCAGGUCUACCCCACGAACAGACCGGGGAGAUCGUCCUCCCUCCUCCUGUCAAUUUGUCAUCAGAGCGAUUAGUGCCGUAUGGUCUGUACUUGAUUGACGACGGACAGACGCAAUUCCUCUGGGUUGGCCGAGACACUGUUCCUCAGUUACUUCUCGACGUCUUCGGAGUCGCCGACAGGAACCAAUUACGGGUAGGUAAGCAGUUCCUUCCUGAACUCGAUAACGACUUCAACGAACGGGUGCGUGCCGUCAUACAAAAGAGCAAGGACUACAAGGCCAAGGGCGCUGGAAGUAUCGUCUCUCCUCAGUUGUACGUCGUCAAGGAGGAUGGUGAACCUGGCUUGCGACUUUGGGCACAGACAAUGUUGGUAGAAGACCGGGCGGAUCAGAGUGUUAGUCUGCAACAAUGGAUGGGAACAUUGCGCGAUAAGGUAUGCUCCUGAUUUUCUGCCUUGAAGCUGACUCGAGACUAACUUUUUAUGUGAUAGGUUGUGCAAUGAUGAUGUUGAAUAAUACUAUUGACUGAUUGUUUAGAUCAUGUAGCGUCAAGCAUUUCAAUGAGAAUAAAUCCGAGUUCGUUCCUAG
This is a messenger RNA of Talaromyces stipitatus ATCC 10500, 2920 nucleotides long. Its product is annotated as protein transport protein Sec24, putative. Bases 1 to 2778 code for a protein of 925 amino acids. Gene Ontology annotation, cellular component: endoplasmic reticulum exit site; COPII vesicle coat. The record is from RefSeq and is a predicted model, not a curated record. Gene Ontology annotation, biological process: intracellular protein transport; COPII-coated vesicle cargo loading; endoplasmic reticulum to Golgi vesicle-mediated transport. The transcript has 3 exons. Gene Ontology annotation, molecular function: SNARE binding; zinc ion binding. Lineage: Eukaryota; Fungi; Ascomycota; Eurotiomycetes; Eurotiales; Trichocomaceae.